Elaeis guineensis (African oil palm) is the source of this 1509-nucleotide messenger RNA. RefSeq names its product UPF0481 protein At3g47200-like. The record is from RefSeq and is a predicted model, not a curated record. Lineage: Eukaryota; Viridiplantae; Streptophyta; Magnoliopsida; Arecales; Arecaceae.
UCCAUCUACCAACAAGGAGAACCAUCUUAUGUGAAAAGAGGAAUGCCUUCCACUGGCAGCAAAAUGGAUGAGGCGUGGAUCAAUACGGUGAGAGAUCAUGUAAAGUCAGCAUGCCCCAUGGACCAUGCCGACAGCCCAUGCACCAUCUUCAUGGUCCCCGAGCACAUCCGGCAGUUGGCACCUGAAGCCUACAAACCUAUGAUUGUUUUCUUGGGGCCAUUUCAUCACCAGUACCCAUAUGAGAGUUCUGUCAUGCAAGACCACAAGUGGCGGUCUGUCCAACACCUUCUAUCACGUCAUGGGAGUCAAGAGUAUGCAAAUAAAUUGUUGGAUGAGUGCUUGUUCAAGUUGGAGGAACGGGAUGCCGAGGUCCGGAGCUGCUACUCCAAGGAACUCCAUCCAUGGCUGCGUGCGCAACAAUUGGCAUUGAUCAUGUUGCUUGAUGGGUGCUUCAUCAUUUAUCUCAUGCUAAAAAUGAAGGAAUCUACUGAUCAGACAAGGGAAGGGGAGGUGGUUUUAAAUAUUGAGGGGAAGAAAAAACUACCAGAGUACCCAACUGUGGCAGGGCUAUUCACUCUUGAUUUAGUGUUUCAUGAUCUAUUGAAGCUUGAGAACCAAAUUCCUUUCUUCAUCAUCCAAUUGCUAUUCGAUGAGCUCAAACCAUGUGAGGAUGAAAUGAUUGAUCUUGUCGACCUUGGCCUCCAACUCUUCAAGGACAUCCAUCCCAAUGAAUCCAAAUCAUUCAAGAAAAAGUCCCCCAGUGAAUACCAUCAUUUGCUUCAUCUAUUUCAUUCAUCUCGGAUCCCUUCAGAAAAGCUAGUGACAUCCAAGUGGAAAAAGGCAGAAGUUGCUUCUUCGCAGGGAUCAACCCGAGGGACUCCAACAUCUACACCCAAGUGGAUUCCUAGUGCGAUAGAGCUCGAAAGGUGUGGGGUGGAGUUCAAGAAGAAGGAACCGGCAAACAAUUUCUUGGACAUAACAUUCAAGCGGAGGAAGAUAAAGGUCACGCCAUUGUUCUGCCUCUUGAAGUUGUAUUGGAUGUUUAAGAGUGGACGGAUGGAGAUACCACCACUGCAAAUCUAUGACUAUACCGGCACACUCUUCCGAAAUUGCAUAGCUUUUGAACAGUGCUAUUUCGACACUGAGAUGUAUAUCACAGUAUAUGCACUCUUCAUGGAUUGCAUCAUCGACCAAGCUGAGGAUGUGCGGUUGCUUCAUUUGGAAGGCAUAUUGGAACACAAACUGAGCAGUGAUAAAGCAGUGGCAGAACUCUUCAAUAAGUUGGGCUGUCAAAUACACUUUACUUGGGAAAAGAAUUACCUUACAAAUCAGAUUACGAAAAUAAACAAUUUUUGCGACUCCAGAUGGCACAAAUGGCUUGCUGCAUUGAGGCGAGAUUAUCUUGGCAACCCAUGGGCUAUAAUUUCAGUUUUCGCCGCAUUCAUUUUUCUAUUGCUGACCAUUGAGCAGUCAGUAUUUGCUGCUUUAUCCUAUCAUCACUCUUCAUAG